Messenger RNA from Anopheles cruzii, 1269 nucleotides. RefSeq lists its product as uncharacterized. The record is from RefSeq and is a predicted model, not a curated record. Bases 1 to 1269 code for a protein of 422 amino acids. The transcript is spliced from 4 exons. NCBI's taxonomy places the organism in Eukaryota, Metazoa, Arthropoda, Insecta, Diptera, Culicidae.
AUGCCGCUUCUGGUGGCUCCGAGCAGCACACAUGGAGUGGCCCUGGUAGACCCGGGACGCGCCCCGACCAACGCCUACGAGCUCGUGCCCCAGGAGUCCCACCACACGCCACGCAGCCGCCCCGAAGUGUGUGUGGCCGUCGAUUUCACGAUGUCCAAGUUUAAGGCAUCCUCGCGCCACUCGCUGUACCGCCAGUUCUACGGUGCGGACGAGUCGCCACCGUACGAGAAGCCCGACGAAACAGAUGCGGCCGAGCCGGAAGGGCGCGAAAAAUCCUUCGGUAAAGGCUGGCUCAACAACGAAGCCCAGUGGAACUAUCCUGGGCUAGCGCUGGGCACGAUCCCCGGUCAGCCGCCGGGUCCAAUAGUGUCCGGUUCAUCGGUUCCACCAGCACCGCCACCACCACCACCACACCUCAGCAUGGCGUCCCUUGGUGUGGGGCCGCCUCCAUCGGCACCCGCCAUGCACCCGCCACCGCCACAGCAGCCACCGUUCCACCUGAACCCGACCAGCCUGAUGAGCCUCCGGGAGAUGAUGCUACAGAGUCCUGCCGGGUUGAGCCUGCUCGGUGCCGAUGCCAGCAGUGGGCUGGGGCUGCUGAAGCGCACCAUGCUCGACGCACUCCCGUCCGGCUCGUCGGCCGCCGCCGCUGGCUUCCCGCCGGGAGUCGGGAUUAACCCACUCCCGGCCUCCAGCUGCUUGUCCGCCACGGCCACCACCACGACGUACAGUCUGCCAUCGAUGAUUCCGACGAGCGUUGCAUCAUUAUCGGCGCACCAACGGCCACAUCGGCAACAGAUCAAAAAGGAGCGCGAUGAGUCCGAGCCGGAGCCGGACGACGGCAAGGAUGACGAGGAUGACGAAAAACCGAUGGCGGCCAAACAGCGUCGACCCGAUCGACACCCGUCGCCUCUGCGGCCACCCCACUCCAUAUCACCGUUCCAUCGCGGGUCGCCACCGCCACCAUCGACGAUGGCGGCCUCGGUCUACUAUCACCGUGCGUCGACCGCGAGCCACCAGCCACAUCUAUAUCACCAGCCGGGGGGCGGUGGCCACCCGGUCACAGCCACGACGGUAGCCGCGGCCCUGUCACAUCAAAGGCAACAUCAAAGGGAUUCCGCGGAGCGUGAGCUGAAUUUAAAUGCGAAUACCGUCCGGGCGAGAAACGAGCGCGAACUGCUCCAGCAGUAUCCCGGGAACUACGCCCAGCGACAGGUCCUUGACACGAGUGGGGUCCUUUUCGCCCUCGGCCGACCAGAUGCCGCCUAA